Messenger RNA from Penicillium cataractarum, 756 nucleotides. Its product is annotated as alpha/beta hydrolase. NCBI's taxonomy places the organism in Eukaryota, Fungi, Ascomycota, Eurotiomycetes, Eurotiales, Aspergillaceae. The transcript has 2 exons. Bases 1 to 756 code for a protein of 251 amino acids. The record is from RefSeq and is a predicted model, not a curated record.
AUGGAACCUCAAACCCCAGUUAUAGUCAUUGUUCCAGGUGCUUAUCACCGACCUAUCCAUUACCGCAAGGUUGCCGACCCGCUACGCGCCCAGGGAUAUGAAGUGCUCUCCUUUGACUUGGCCGUGUGUGGAGAAGAGGUGGACCCCGCGUUGAGCUUCUUCGACGACGCAGCUGUGAUUAGAGAGCAUUUACUUCCACUGCUCGACCAAGGCAAAAAGGCUGUUGUCGUGUCUCACAGUUAUGGCUCCCUGCCCGUGACCGCGCUCGUCGACGGUCUGACAGUUGCUGAACGCACUGAAAAGGGUCUCGAGGGAGGAAUCGCUGCAGUCAUUAGUAUCGCUGGAUUCGUGUUUCCUACUCGCGGCAAGAGUAUCUUCGGUAACGAGCAGAAUCCUCCUCCACAGCCUUACCAUGUCUGGAAGGAUGGUAUUGUGCACCUCCAAGACUCGGCUAAACCGAUCUUCUUUUCCGAUCUCACCCCCGAGGAUGCCGAUGACGCAUGGGCUCAUCUUCACAAGAAACAAACUAUGAAGAGCUUUGAGACAUGGCCGCAGUGCGUGGAGAGUGAAUAUCAAUGUCCGAAGACCUAUAUCUUGUGUGAAAAUGACACAGCAGUGCCACCUCCAUUCCAGGAACAGAUGGCUGGGCUUGGUGGGUUUGACAUUGUUAGAGUCAAGUCAAGCCAUGCCCCGUUCUUGACCAUCCCCGAGGAGGUUGUGGCAAUCGUCACCAAGGUCGCUGAAUCUGUCAACUAG